CGGAUUUACGCUGACGUUGCCCAUACGCGGGAUUAACUUGUUUUCUUUAUAUCGCCAUAUCUGUCACAUUUUACACCGCGUAGCCCGAUCAGCUGCAGAUUGUUAGCGAAAGGUACGCGUUGUGUUCGUGCAGCCCGACACCGUUGUUCGUGGAGAGGUUGCGGAACAGCGCGGAUGGCUAAAUGAAGAGCAGACGUCGGUAUGAGGGCACUGCGCUGAUGUCCUGUCACACAGAUGGGGGCCGACGGCAGUAAGAACAGGAAGAGGCCUUCCGAAGGGCAGGAGAAUGAGCACUUAUCUUCUGGAUGGCGCGGCUUCCUCUCAAACAUUGGCCUGUCUGUCCCAGCGGGCCUGUGUCGCCUUGCCCCGUCUGCCCUUCAUCUGGGCCAGCGUCGAAUGCUCCAGGGCAAAGCCCCCGAGAUCCCUGACCACGUCUUGAGGCUGGCAGGAGUUGGUCCCCACAAGCUGAGAGCGGAGUGGAGCCUGCCGGGGUUUAUUACCAUGUUCCUCCCCGAAUUCCCCCACAGAACUGUGCCUGGCCACGAACACUUUCAGGUGUUGGGCUACAUCGCCAAAGGUUCAUUUGGACCCAUCCUGAAAGUGAAGGACAAGGUCAAACAGAAGACAUAUGCUGUUAAAGUCAUACCUAAAGCAGAGAUUUUAAGACUCGGGGUUUUGGAGCAGUCAAAGGAAGAAGUUGUAGUCCAGCGUCAGGUGCGCCACCCAUUUGUCCAUGACCUCCAGGACUGCUGGCAGACACAGCGCCACGUCUACAUUAUGUGCGACUACUGCAGCACAGGAGACCUCUACACCUACUGGCAGAUGAUUGGUCAGUUCCCAGAGGACACGGUGCGAGUGUUUGCUGCAGAGUUGGGAUGUGCGCUUGGCUUUCUGCACGAUUUUGGGGUGAUCCACAGAGAUGUGAAGAUGGAAAAUAUCCUGCUGACAGACAAUGGACACAUCCGGCUAGCUGACUUUGGUUUGUCUCGUCGCCUGGAGAGAGGGGGAAGAGCCUUUACCAUCUGUGGAACCAUCCAAUAUAUGGCUCCUGAGGUGCUGAGUGGUGGGCCCUACAACCAUGCAGCUGAUUGGUGGUCACUGGGAAUUCUACUUUUCUCACUGGCUACUGGGAAGUUCCCCGUGGCUCCUGAACCAGACCACUGCAGCAUGUUGAGGAAAGUGAGGAGCUUCCCCUAUGAGAUGCCCCUCAGCCUCAGCUCCCCACUGGCCUUGCUAAUAACAGAGCUUUUAUGCAAGACUCCCUCGCGUCGCUUGAGGACGCUUGAUCGUUUCCAGCGGCAAACCUUCUUCCGCGGAUCAACCUUUGACCUCGACCUACUGCAGCGUCAGCCCAUGGAGGUGAUUCUGGAGCUGCGGGAGAGACCGGACCGAGCGGCCAAAGCUCGACGAGGCCUCACUUUGUCCCUACAGCCUCUCAAAGGCUUCGACUACGACUCGCUCCUCAGCCCACCCGCCACGCCACACUCGCAGCAGGAUCCCAGCGCAAACACUCACACAGCUGUACCGCUGCCUGGCCCAGCACUCCCACUGCAUCCUGCUCAGGAAAAAGGUCCACGCAGAGAAGUGUUUGUUUGACAGACACUGAGUUUACAGUGUAAAAGCACACUUGUGCACAUUUGUUCACCCUUGAAUUGGUGCGCUUUUAAAAAUUUUCUAAACUUUAAAAUUACUGACUUAAUGGAAAUCACCUUUUUUUUUUCUCCACGCAUAUUUCAAUGACUUUUAUGUUUUGUGACGUGCUUAAUACAAGUUAUUCUUCCUUUAUGUGUUUGCCUUUCUCGGCUGCACAGUUUCUUGCACACUUGUUUGCCCAACAGUUGUGCAAGAAAGAUUGCACUAUUGUGCAUCCACUUUCCAGUAAACCAUCAUGGCUGCCGUGUUAAUACAUAGUGGACAAAUGCUGUGAAAUUUACCCCCUGUGGAAAUGUCAUGCUUGUUGAUCAUAAUAUUAUAGAUCAUAAUAAUUUUUUCUUUUUUCUUUUAAGUGUGCAAACCAUAGUUAUCCUUUUAGCUAGGUUAGUUGAUUUCAAAAUCUCUGCUGUUAUUUUCAUGUUGCAAGAUGUUGCAGUUAUUUUAGCAGAAGCGGAUGGAAGACUCGUUGCCUCAAUCUGUGCAACUUUUACUUUGAAACAUAGUCUGUACCUUUGCUCAUGCCACGAUCCGACCUUUCCCCAAACCUGACCUUUGCUACAUCAUCUCCUCGAGCAAGUGACACAGUAUCAGGUACAAAUGUGUAUGCCUUCAACACCUUAUUUAGCUUCAUCAUUUAUAACCUAUGUCUCAGGGGAGCGCUUGGUGGUUUUCCCAUUCAGCCUUGAUUUUUGACUCCAAGAGCUGUACAAAAGUGUGCAGAUCAGAGCUGGGACUGGAACAGCAGUACCGUUUACCUCCACUUAACAUUUUGAUCGAUACAGGGCUUUUUCUACGGUCUGUGGAUGUGGUAAGCCCUUGCCAGUAAUCUCACCUUUAUGCACUUACCUGCUCAUCUGAUUAUAAUGUAAUUUAUUUAUUUAUUUAUUUUUGUAAAGUAUGCCCUAAUGUGUGCCCAGAAUGCCUCGUGUGUGAUCCUUGACCUUUCUUUAUUUCUGGUCACCGAAUGCUGAUGUGUAUAUAUUCCUGUUUAUAAAGUUUAUAUGACUUUUUUUUUAAUACUCUUUGAUGUUUGAUAUGUUAUGUUAUGAUGUAUUUUUGUAAUUGCCAUGUAGCACAGAUGGAAUAUUAAACUCUGAC
Pundamilia nyererei is the source of this 2751-nucleotide messenger RNA. RefSeq names its product ribosomal protein S6 kinase related b (gene rskrb). The transcript is spliced from 13 exons. Gene Ontology annotation, biological process: protein phosphorylation. Bases 235 to 1596 code for a protein of 453 amino acids. Lineage: Eukaryota; Metazoa; Chordata; Actinopteri; Cichliformes; Cichlidae. The record is from RefSeq and is a predicted model, not a curated record. Gene Ontology annotation, molecular function: protein serine/threonine kinase activity; ATP binding.